Vicia villosa (hairy vetch) is the source of this 1217-nucleotide messenger RNA. RefSeq names its product binding partner of ACD11 1. The record is from RefSeq and is a predicted model, not a curated record. Gene Ontology annotation, molecular function: RNA binding. Bases 201 to 959 code for a protein of 252 amino acids. The transcript is spliced from 5 exons. NCBI's taxonomy places the organism in Eukaryota, Viridiplantae, Streptophyta, Magnoliopsida, Fabales, Fabaceae.
GGUAUCAUAAUUAUUGUUAGGAUUGGUUAGAGGCGUUAUCUCUGCUAACUUUCCCUUCUCUUCUCUUCUCUUCUAUUCUCUUCUCUUCUCCUCAACUUCACUUCACCAUUUUCAAUCUUCAAUCGCUCUUUCCUCUUUCAAGGUUUGUGGAAUCUGGUUCUGUUUUUCCCUUUUGAGAUUUUUCCAAAACCUCGAUAAUUAUGUAUCCCGGUGGUUAUACUGCUGAAAUUACAAACCUAUCUCCAAGAGCUACUGAGAAUGAUGUGCAAAAUUUUUUUGGCUACUGUGGUGAGAUUGAGCGUGUUGACGUGAUAAGACACAGUGAUUUUGAUUCUACUGCAUAUGUGACUUUUAAGGAAGCUUAUGCCCUGGGAACUGCAUUAUUGCUUAAUGGUUCGAUGAUUUUGGACCAAAGCAUUUCCAUUUCGCGCUGGGAAGCUUAUACGGAUGACAAUAAUUGGAACAGGCAUAACGUUGAAGAUAGUAUUACAUGCUCUCAAGAUGUUCACAUGGAUAAGUUUGUUUCUUCCCCUGGAGAAGCUUUUACUAUGGCCCAAGAAGUUGUCAAAACAAUGGUAGCAAAAGGAUAUGUACUGAGCAAAGACGCAUUCGUGAUGGCAAAAGCUUUCGAUGAAUCGUGCAGUGUAUCAUCUACUGCAUCAGCCAAAGUCGUUGAAAUCAGCAACAAAAUUGGACUGACAGAAACCAUAAAUUCAGGUAUUGAAACUUUCAAAUCUGUUGACGAGAAGUAUCAUGUUACAGAUAUCACCAAAUCGGCCGCAGCGGUUACGGGAACGACAGCUAUAGUCGUGGCAACAGUUACCGGAAGAGCUGCUGUGGCUGCUAGUACUGCUAUUGUCAAUAGCAGCUACUUCGCGAAAGGAGCUCUUUGGGUUUCGGAUAUGUUAUCUCGUGCGGCGAAAUCAGCCGCGGAAUUGGGUCAGCAUCAGAACAAAUGAAACUCAAAAUGUUUGGUUGUUGUACACAAACAAAUAGCAAUAAUUAUUCGGUGAUACUGUAUCGGUUUGACGUUACUUAUCUGGUGCAAAUGUUGAUACCAGAGGAUCCAUGAUAAGCAGCAACUGCAUCAUUUGUAGAAAUCACCAAACAAUACAUAGAUAUUUGUAUGUACUAAGUUUGAUCUUUACUAUUGUUGUAUGUAUUGAUAACUUAAUAUGUUGAUUUAUAUACUACCUCCAAUCAUAUUUUACAAUGUA